ACUCCCUUCCAUCCCAUACAACAUUUUGUAACGCAUCUCGUGAUUGCAAAUCGCCCGAUGAUUACGUAAUUGAUGAACGGCGCUUUUCGUAAAUUCGACCGGAUCCCAUAUUGUUUGUGUACUUGCAGGUUUGACGCACUAGAGAAGGAAAAGUUGCGGAUUAACUCCCUUCUCCGCCCGAUGUUACCGAAACCCAUGGCGGAUUUGUUACUUCAGCACAUGGACGUUCAACCCACGUGGCAUCCUAGCGCCACGGUCUGCAUCUCCGACAUCCGGGGCAUUAUUGAGGUCUCUGCCAGCAGUUCUCCCGUUCAAACCUUUGACAUUAUCAACAAGUUGAUCGCCUGCUUUGAUGACGUCAUUGCCGAGUACGAUUUGUACAAGAUUGAGACCAUCGGAGACGCUAAUAUCAUUGUGUCGAGUGUCUCCAAGCACGACAAUGUACACGCGUCCGAGAUUUGUUCUAUGGCACUGGACUUCCUGGAAAAAAACGAGCAGAUAACUCUGAUUGACCAAACAAAAGCCAGGUUUAAACUGAGGAUCGGCAUACACACAGGACCCGUGAUGGCGGCCGUGGUUGGAGCUAAAAUUCCUAAAUACUGCCUCAUUGGUGAAACGAUCACAGUGGUGACCAAACUGGCGUCUCUAGGAAAAGCUGGAAGAAUUCAAAUCAGCCAAUCAACAUACGAAGCUCUGGCAGACUGCAAAGAGUUCGUGAAAGGAGAAGUCAUUGACGAGGACAUCGUGGAAGAACUUGAAUCGUUUGCGUCGAUGACGGGUCGAUCACGUACGUUCUACGUAACACGUCGAGAACGGACCACGCGAUCUGCGGCGCCGUCGAUCUUGUCACUGAAUGAUGACGAGUCAGUUCCUGUCAGAUCGAGUACCAGUCAAUGGAACCGGAAGUUGACCCGAACCGACACCAAUAGAAACGAUAUGUGAAGGGGUGGGGGUGGGGGUGGGUCACAAGCAAAGCACAUUUUGUUUAUAAAAUAUAGUACAUGCAGAACGAACAAAAGUAAAUGUUUUGGGCAGCAGGUGAAGGGCGAAAGAAGAAGAAGAAGUUUGUUUUGUUUAAAGACACCACUAGAGCACAUUGAUGUAUUAAUCAUCUGCUUUUGGAUGUCAAACAUUUGGUUGAAGGGCGAAAGAGUCACAGAGACCCAGGUACCUAAGGCCUAUUAUUAUUUAUUGUUAUUAUUAUUAUUAGUUUGUUUGUAUUGAAAUGUUUAAAUUGUGCAUAUAAUUAGGUGUAUUAACUAAAAUUAGAGUAUUUUAGUUAAAUAGUGAAUUAGAUGGUGAGAAAUUGAAAAUCCAACAAGUUAUUGUAGACAUCUGAAAAUUGCUUAAUUGGUGUGAUUUUGUUUUUGUUUUGUUUUGUUUUUGUUUUUGGUUUUGUUGUUUUUAUUUUUAUUUUGUUUGCGAGUUGCUCGCACAAUUCUAGUUUUGCGUAAUCGAUUUUUCGUUUUUGAACAUUAUGUAACUCUGAGAAUGUCCCGUUUAACAAACAGUUAAAAAAUAUUGUUGAAGUAUGUUUUAAGUGAACUUUUUUCUUAGUUUUAAUUUUUUUUUUUUUUUAAACGCCACUUGUAGCAUUUAACACAGAGACAAAGUAUUUUCAUUUCGGUAUGGGACUACUUGACAGGGCCGUGCUUAACGCUUGCUACAUCAGUUGACCUAUCUCGGUAUCACCCGAGUCCGGGGUACACGGAACCUGCAGUGCAUGCCGAGUAAUCAUCCCCCAUGUGGGGUCAUACACUUGAGGGAGACACCCACAAUUGCACCCGUGAAAUGGGUGAAAUUAGUGUAUGUGGCCUUACACCUAUCCAUUGAGCCUAGCAGUGCAUUCACUCUGGGUUGGAGCUGGUACUGGCAUGAAAAAUCCCCCAUUGCAUCAGAAAAAAAAGAGAGUAAAGUUUGUUU
This is a messenger RNA of Gigantopelta aegis, 1923 nucleotides long. Its product is annotated as atrial natriuretic peptide receptor 2-like. The transcript has 5 exons. Lineage: Eukaryota; Metazoa; Mollusca; Gastropoda; Neomphalida; Peltospiridae. Gene Ontology annotation, molecular function: peptide receptor activity; guanylate cyclase activity. Gene Ontology annotation, biological process: receptor guanylyl cyclase signaling pathway; cGMP biosynthetic process; intracellular signal transduction. Bases 73 to 942 code for a protein of 289 amino acids. The record is from RefSeq and is a predicted model, not a curated record.